Aspergillus calidoustus is the source of this 1203-nucleotide messenger RNA. The record is from the annotation of a GenBank genome assembly. NCBI's taxonomy places the organism in Eukaryota, Fungi, Ascomycota, Eurotiomycetes, Eurotiales, Aspergillaceae.
AUGUCUGCUCCAUUCUCCAGGCUACCAUCUACUGCGAAGAUCACGCCGUCUAUAUUUCGCAUUGCGGUUUCAGAUGAGCAGCUCUCUGAGUUCAAGACGCUGGUGAAGCUCUCGAAGAUCGGACCCCAGACGUAUGAGAAUACGCGGGAAGAUGGCCGGUUUGGCGUGACACAUGGCUGGAUUAGUGCGAGGAAAGAUGAGUGGCUGAACAGCUUUGACUGGCGAGAAGUUGAAGCUCGGGCAAACAGCUUUCCUCAGUAUACAACAGAGAUUGAGGGCCUCACCGUCCACUUUGCAGCCUUGUUCUCUGAGAAGGCCGACGCGGUGCCUAUUGUUCUGCUUCAUGGAUGGCCUGGGAGCUAUUUUGAAUUCCUCCCCUUGCUCCAGCUACUUCGGGACGAAUUUACGCCUAGCACCUUGCCAUAUCACUUGAUCGUCCCGUCACUCCCCGGCUAUGCCUUCUCUUCUGGGCCCCCGCUGCACAAGAACUGGACCAAUACCGAUAGUGCCCGCGUCAUCAACCAGCUGAUGCAGAAUAUAGGUCUUGGGAGCGGAUAUGUGGCUCAAGGAGGUGAUAUUGGGAGCAGGAUUUCCAGGCUCUUAACCUUGAAUUAUGAUGGCUGCAAAGCGGUCCAUUUGAACUUCUGCCCGACGCCCACCCGUCCUGAGGGCGUUUCUGACGAGGGCCUAAGCGACCUUGAGAAACGGGGACUAGAGCGUUACCGCGCUUUUCUAGAGUCGGGUAGGGCAUAUGCCCAGGAGCAUGCCACUAGGCCUGCAACGAUUGGACAUGUACUAUCGUCAAGUCCUCUGGCGUUACUCGCAUGGAUUGGAGAAAAAUACCUCGAAUGGCCAGAUGCUCCCUUAUCGUCGGAGACCAUCCUAGAGCUGGUCACCCUGUACUGGCUUACAGACACCUACCCGAGGGCUAUAUAUCCGUACCGCGAGAAUACCCUUGCCCCCCGCGAUGCUACAGCUUCUCUGACAACGGACUUCUACAUCCACAAACCACUGGGUUUCUCAUAUUUCCCGCAGGAGCUGAUGCCGGUGCCUCGGUCGUGGGUUGCCAAGACUGGGAAUCUAGUAUACUUUAAGGAGCAUACAAAGGGUGGACAUUUCGCCGCUCUUGAGCAGCCAAAGGCGAUCAAAGAGGAUCUGGUGGAAUUCAUUUCACAGGUUUGGCCUGCUACUGUCUCGAAAUAG